AUGUCAGAAUCAUCAGAAUUUACCCCACCUAUGGCUGAACCUCUUCAACUGCUAGAUUGUUUCACAACCCCUAAGGCAAAGGUACACUGUAAAUACUAUUGGUAUCACUCAGUUUGGAAAAUACCUCUCCUGUUUACAGUGUAACUAGAAAAUAGCUGAUGGAUGGUUUGCUUUCAAUAUCUUGAAGUGUCAUUACUGCAGCCUUACCCAGAAAAGGAAAAAUGCAAAGAAAAGUGCUGCAUCCAAGCUUAAGAGUCACAUGAUGAUAGUCAGUUUUAUUACAUUUUUCCACUAG
Pocillopora meandrina is the source of this 295-nucleotide messenger RNA. The record is from the annotation of a GenBank genome assembly. NCBI's taxonomy places the organism in Eukaryota, Metazoa, Cnidaria, Anthozoa, Scleractinia, Pocilloporidae.